Molecule: messenger RNA, 3322 nt
Organism: Rhopilema esculentum
Lineage: Eukaryota; Metazoa; Cnidaria; Scyphozoa; Rhizostomeae; Rhizostomatidae
Source: RefSeq, a predicted model, not a curated record
UUUAAGACUUCCUUUGUUUAUUCCUUGCUGACAUUGCUUUGUAAUUAUAAUUCAUGGUAUGAUUAGUAUGCGUAGAAAUUUCUGGAACGUUCGAUGGUAAUCUCGCAAGUAUGAUGUAAUCACGGUAGGUAUUUUUGUAAAGUUACGUAAUAAUAAGUAGGAGUAUAAAUAGAGGCUGUGUGCCCGUGAAGGGGAAUUCUUUUCUUAGUGGUGGUUAGAGAGUAGAGUUGUAAUGAUUUUAGUGAUUAUAUCGGCGUGGUAAAAUUAAAAAGGUCUAUUUCUUGCUUCGUGGACUGUUCAUGUAGUUGUUGCGUUCGAAGCAAUAUUGAGUUCACGACAUUUUGGUACCAGAAGUGGGGUCAUUUAUCGCCGAGGAAAAAUACUUCGGUAGGCGAGGAUCACGUAAGUGGAGUAAAAACUGUUUAAUUUGGUUUGAAAUACUGUAGUGUGUUGGAAUAGUACCAUGGCAGCCGAAGGAAGACGAGGGAAAAGGCAGGAAGAAGCCCAGCAUACAAGCGAAGAACGAGGGGAAAGUGGAGCAGUUUUAGAAAUACUUAAAUGGAUGACAGAAAAAGAAGAAAAAGAGCGCCUCUAUAGAGAGGAGCAGGAUCGAAAGAGAGACGAGCAGUUUAUGCAACUAAUAGCCACACUUGGAAAAAAGCAAUCCGACAUAGAAGAGCAAGUAAAAGCACAAGAGGCGCAGCGAAAACAAGAGGAGAAGGCCCAGUUGGAGAAAAUUAUUCGUCUUCAGAAUGAAGAGCGGGAAGCCAGAGAGCGAGAAAGGGAGUAAGAAAUUAAAGCAAGAGAACUGGAAAAGGUAAAUCGUGAGCGAGAGAAAGAGGAAAGGUUGGCCAGAGAGGAGGAAAGAAGACUUGCGUGGGAAGCACAAGCUGACAACGAGAGAAGGCAAUUUUUAGAGAAAUUCGCAGAACUCAAUUUAUCCAGCCAGGGACAAGAACCAAUGAUAAACGUCGGGAAGCCUGCUCUUAAAAAGCUCUGUGAAGAUGACGAUAUAGAGCAUUUUCUCACCACAUUCGAGCGUGUAGCGGAAACAUACGGAUGGAAAGCAGAGGUUUGGUCGGUGAAAUUAGCACCAUUGCUAUCUGGAAAAGCACAAGCCGCGUAUGCCAACAUGGACCCAGAGAAGUCUCGCAUUUACGAAAAAGUGAAAAAAGCCAUUUUGAGGAGGUACGAUAUUAAUGAAGAAACCUAUUGUCAGAGAUUUCGAGCCACAAGGAAAAGGAACGAGAAGAGUUGCACUGAACUGGAGGUGAAACUGCGUGAUCUAUACUGCAAGUGGGUACAUCCCUCUACAAGUACAAAGGAGCAGAUUUCCAAUGCUAUCAUAAUGGAGCAGCUACUAAGUUCUCUGCCAUUAGAGCUACAAAUUUGGAUCAGAGAGCGAAAGCCUACAAAAUCAGAAGAAGUUGCCAUAUUGGCUGACGAUUACCUGUUAGGACGAAAGGCCACAAUCAGGGUACAGGGUACCCAAGAAAUUAGAUGUCAUGGUUGUAAAAAGACUGGCCAUAUUUUAAAGAACUGCCCUGUACCAAAACAAACAGAUACGACGGUACCAGUAGGCAAAAGAAAGCCUGAAAACGAUACAAUACAACAUACACCUACAAGGAGCUCGACAAUUCAGUGUUUUAAGUGUGGGAGACCAGGACACAUUGCUCUGCAUUGUCCGUCAAAUCAGGCCAACAACAACAACAAAAGAGGGAGACAUACGGGAUAUUAUGUUAAACAUAAAGACAAGUUGAUCAGAUCAGCACAACCAUUUGACUUUGGAGAGCAUUCAGUUGGUAAAAUUCUAAAGGCUUUCAGCUGCAGGGGGGAAAUAGAAGGGAGACCGGUAGACAUUCUUGUCGACACUGGCUGUUCAAGGACACUUGUGCACAAAGACUUGAUACCAGAAGGCAAAGUCAAUGAGGAAACCAGAGUUGCUAUACAAUGCGCACAUGGUGAUUAUGUCAGCUACCAUACUGCCGAAGUCAGCAUAAAGAUUCAAGACAAAGUGUUCUUGCAAAGGGUUGUGGUGUCUCCGAAACUUCCAAGACCGGUUCUGUGACAUUAUCUUCUUGAUUGUUCUGGUUGAAGUACUGGUAUUAGGAAUGAACAAAGCGAAUGGCCUAUUCUGAAAGAAGAUAAGUAUUGAGCGAUAGCAGUGUGGAUUGUUUGCCUGCCAGCAGUAGCUCAAGCAGUACUCACCUUAUUGCGGCGAUCAACCCCGAAUGGAUCUGCAUUCUUUGCUUCAAGGAAUUAACUGCCAAUGGCAAUAGAAACUUAGUUGAGGGUAAGGGUACAUUCAAUGCUAUUGCAAAAAUCAAUUUACUGCCUUUUAUUGUUAACAGAGUUGUAGCUUCUCCCUAUAUCUGCAAGAAGUGCCUUGGAAACUUAAAGAAAAGGAAUGCUUGCAGUGCAAAACUUGUUGCUCUCGAUGAGGAAUUUGAGCAGGAUUAUAGAAAAGUCUGUUUCAAAAACCAAAUUCCAGUGAAAUCAAAGUCGUCUUCAGUUAUCAUAAAAAAGACCUAUGUCAGCUCUGUUGAUGUAGAUAUUGAAGAAAAUGAAUUUCAAGGGGAUCAACAUCGAAAACCUGGUUGUGUCAGUGUGAGUACGCAAACAACAACUGUCACAUCCCAUACCAACUUAACAGCUAAUGUUAGCGAAACAUUUCAGACAAAAGCUUUCAUCAAGAUAGUAUGGGAAAGUGGAACAAGAGAACAGAUGCUACCUGAAAUGUUAGUUACUUUGGGGAAAAUGCUUCUUUGAGGAACCUUAAAACAGAUAGCUGUUGCUGCAUUGAAAUGUAGCAAGCCGAGACCUUUUUUAAUCAAAGAAAUGUACAAAGCUAUUUAUAAUCAAUGUCCCACACUCUGUGCCAAAAAAGAUUUAUCAAUCUUGGCAAAAGUAAAAAAGAAGAUUUAUUGAAUUUUAGUUUCCAGAACCUCAACAAUGAACUGGAAUUAAAGUCACCACUUUUACAUGGAGUUUUAAAAAUUGCCUUUAUCAGCAGGUCAAAGAAGAAAAUUGAUUUAUGGGUGCCUCCAUUGUGCAUGGCUACUGCUAUCUGCAGAACCGUUCAAGUCACGCAACUGCAUUACAAUUGCUGAUAUCAAUCAUAUUCCAACAUUGCAGCUUAACAGUAAGCAUAACUUGUAUAAUUAUUCUUAUCUUAAUUGAAGAUUAAAAUCUGUUUUAGCAGUUGCCAAUUUUUUUAUCAUAAAAAUAAACCUUCAAUAAAAAUUGAUAAUGAUGUCAUAAAUUUUGUUGAUCUUUGUUUCAAUUUUUAAGAUUAAUUUUAUCAAAAAUUGAUGGUUAUUGA